Messenger RNA from Condylostylus longicornis, 1371 nucleotides. Its product is annotated as transmembrane protein 39A. Gene Ontology annotation, cellular component: membrane. The transcript has 4 exons. Lineage: Eukaryota; Metazoa; Arthropoda; Insecta; Diptera; Dolichopodidae. The coding region runs from base 29 to 1270 and encodes 413 amino acids. The record is from RefSeq and is a predicted model, not a curated record.
GAAUAAGACAACAAGCAUAUAGUUACAGAUGCGUAAAUCUACUGUAGAAAAUGAAGGGAUUAAUAACGAAUCGAUUCCUCUGCCAAAACACAUCCCGUUUCCAGAAAUACCUAAUACUAACGAAAUUUUAAAUGAGUUGUUAGUUUUCGUUUUUAUUUUAUUUUCAGCUGGAAUGCAAUUUUUACAUAUAUAUAGAACAAUUUGGUGGCUACCAGAAUCCUAUAUAAAUCACACAAUUAAUUUUUAUUUAAUUGAUCCGUACUUGGUAAUAUUCGUUAUAUUUAUGUUAUCGAGACGAGUGCUAUACUGCUUGAUGAAUUAUAGUUUAGAGGCUUUUUACAAGGAUACUCAACUAAAAAUACAUAAAUUAGUUGGGAGGUACUGCUUUGUUUUUGUUUUAAUGUUAAUAUUAGGAUGCUGCAUUUCAAAAAUUUAUACAAAACAAAGUUAUUUAAGUAUGUUCCUCCUAUUAUAUCCACUAGUUGUAUAUUUUCUGGUUUUCGGCCCUAAAAUUGAACCUUUUCUUCGAACAAUAAGUGAAAUUGAAGGAACAUACCUCAAUGGUUAUCCGAUGCAUUGUUGCUCAUCAAAUCCAAGUGCUAUUAGAGAUGAAGUGGACACAUUAAAAAAUGAUUUCAAUAAUAGGUUUAAACAGGCAAUCUUUACAUCAGUUUUAAAUGCAUAUUAUUCAGGAUUUGUUCCUUGCUUUUUUGCUCAAAAUCAUUUAUAUUAUGAUGUGUUAUGGGCGACUCAACAUGUAUUAUUCGUGUGGUUAGGUGGUUUGACAAUGGUUUUGGUAUUUUGCUUUCCAGCAAAAUAUUGCGAUGUUUUACAUCGAGCAGCACUUCAUUUAGGAACAUGGUCUAAAGUUGAACGUAUGAACAAUAUGACUUUGCCACCAGUUACAUAUACAAAGACUAUUGCUUGGAAUAAUGGGAGUGUUGUUCGUCAUUCUGGAGAAUUAUAUCGUUCUAUUGGGCCAGUCACAUCUGCAACUCCGGGAAACACGACCCAUUACCGAUUCUAUAAGCUAUUCAGUAAUCCUUCGGUGGUAUAUAUGUUUCUUACAGGAUUGCAAGCUUCGUUAGUUAUUUUACAAGUUUCAUUGCUCUUUUUCUCAAUUGAAUGGCAUAAUAUUUUAUCAUUAAGUUUCUUGACAUUAACAAACCAUCUUACUUUGUUUAAGGUGAUCAGAGAUUAUUUAGUUACACAAAAGGUGUAUGCUGCUGAAUCGUCAAUCUAUGAAAAACUAACGUCCCACUUUAAUUAAUUAAAUUUUAGAUAAGUACAUAUGAUAUAAUGUAUUAAGAAUUUUAUUAUUUGAAAUUAAAUUAAUUUCAUAUUACAUUUUGUAAUUUAUUUCAAAAAUUU